Molecule: messenger RNA, 1251 nt
Organism: Colias croceus (clouded yellow)
Lineage: Eukaryota; Metazoa; Arthropoda; Insecta; Lepidoptera; Pieridae
Gene: Daao1
Product: D-aspartate oxidase
Exons: 2
Coding region: 121-1131 (336 amino acids)
Molecular function (GO): FAD binding; D-amino-acid oxidase activity
Source: RefSeq, a predicted model, not a curated record
GUCCAAUGUAAUUUAUUAGUACCUAUGUAAAGAGCGUAUCUCUAAUUGAUCGCGUUUUUGUUUUAUUUCGGGUCAGUAGUUAAUUACUUGGUGAUGAUAUAGGAUUUUUAAAGAUUAAAAAUGGACAAGAAUUCUCCAAAAGUGGCUGUCCUCGGGGCGGGAGUCGUCGGUUUAACGGUGGCGAAAAUAUUGCAAGAUCGACUCAGAAAUGUUGAUAUCACCGUCGUAGCGGAUAAAUUUAAAGAGGACACUGUGAGUUGUGUCGCUGCUGGCAUCUUUCGGCCAGGACUCAGCUUCCGAGGUCCCACAUACGAGAUAACAAAACGAUGGAUUGACAAUUCUUGGUACUACUGGCAGGAUAUAUUAAAAACAUCCGAAGCAGACAAGGCCGGCGUAGUUUCACUUUCCACAUACAUAUUCUCAAAAGAAAACUACCACACGACUAAGAAUCGCUUAAUUGAAGAUCUUGUGCCUAUUUAUCGACCUGUCGAUGAGAACGAACUAGAAAUUGCAGGCAAAGGUUGGAAAUAUGGGUCCUAUUUUACAACUGUCAAAACGUCAUGCGACUAUUACCUGCCGUGGAUAGAGAAUUCAUUCGUCAAAAGUGGCGGGAAAAUCGUCAACAGAAAGGUGGACAGUUUCUCAUCGCUCGAAUACGAUUUGGUAUUUAACUGCACCGGGAUGGGAGCAAAAUAUUUGUGCAACGAUUACGAUUUAGUGCCGAUACGCGGUCAGAUUUUCAAGGUGAGAGCUCCGUGGUUAAAGACGGCGUUUUACGGUGACUAUGAUGCGUAUGUGAUACCGGGGCAGGAUGGUAUAGCAACUUUGGGAGGAGUACGCCAAUAUGAUAGCUACAACAUGCAGGUGUGCAGGCAUGAUGCGGCGGCAAUCAUGGAGAGGUGUCUGGACUUGUUGCCAGCUUUGAAGAAUGUAGAGGUAGUGGCACAGAAGGUUGGCUUGCGACCUCAUAGGGUACCUGUUCGUGUGGAGGCAGAGGUUAUUGAUGGUUUGAAAGUGGUGCAUUGCUACGGUCACGGUGGAUACGGUGUAAUGUGCGCUCCGGGAACUGCGAUGGAUGCGGUCGAUAUCGGCUUGGACGUUUUGAGAUCUAAUAUGAGGAGUAAAAUAUAAUGUAAAUCAAGUCUAGGACAUUGCUUUUCAAUAAAGAGAUCUUUGUUUAUGUGUAAUUUCAAAGUAUAUAUAUAUCAUAUUUGUCACACGUAUAUUUUUGUAAUACUUAUAUAUUGUUAU